Molecule: messenger RNA, 3814 nt
Organism: Lates calcarifer (barramundi perch)
Lineage: Eukaryota; Metazoa; Chordata; Actinopteri; Centropomidae
Product: bifunctional heparan sulfate N-deacetylase/N-sulfotransferase 2
Exons: 13
Coding region: 609-3326 (905 amino acids)
Cellular component (GO): Golgi apparatus
Molecular function (GO): deacetylase activity; heparan sulfate N-sulfotransferase activity
Source: RefSeq, a predicted model, not a curated record
CUUGUUCUCUCACCCCUCUUUGCCUUCAUCCUCUAGGUGUCUUUUUCUGGGAUGUCCAGGCUAAGUGGCCUGAGGGGGUUCAGCCCCAAAGCACAGACCACUGGCACAGACACUCCCACUGCUGAGAGACUACACAAGCUACAAGCUACUCUACAGAGGGACACUUCCACAUACAGAGACACCUGCAUGGCUGCUUGAAAGAGAGAACUAACCAAACUAAGGCUAAGGCUGAACUUUGGAUCAGAUAUUCAGGACCCAACUGGUCUUCAGGCAGACACCACCUGUGUUGGCGUUUGCUUUUAUUAAACCAACUUCCAUUUCUUCUUCUUGGAUCUCCUGAUAUUUUACAUUCCAUCCAUCAAAUAAUCUAUCCUUCCAUUCAUUGUUUUUGUGCUGCAGAGCUAGAGGUGUAGAGCAGGUAAUGGAUAAUGCUGGCCAUGGUGACCUAGUGUAAAUGGCUAUUCCUCAGCACAGCUUAGUGCCAGUAUCUACUGCUCGAUCUCCCUCCUCCACUCCCUCCUCCUCUUACCCCUACUUCACCUCUCUGCUCUUUUUGUCUGUUCACCCCUGCUGCUUUCUGCCCAGUCCUGCCGCUCCCCUCCAACACCAUGGUAGGUGCAGGCUUGGGUGUGUGGAAGCUAAUGCGAGGAGUCCGCCAGCUGGAGCUUCACCGCCUCAUCCUGGCACUCAUCAUCUUCUGCUUGCUGUCCAUGGCCUUCCUAGCUUACUAUGUCUCCAACAGCCCCAAAAUCAAGGAGGCCCCCCCUUUACCAUUCAGUGACUGUGGUGGAGGAGGGAUGUCACCAGGAGCCAGUACGGGGGCCGCUGGAGGAGGGCCUGGUGUCCAGAGGGCACCACUUUUCCUUCCCCCGCGGCAGGGACGAUUACGGCAGGUGAAGGCGGUGGACAAUUCCAGGACAGAGCCUGUAGUUCUGGUGUUUGUAGAGAGCAUCUACUCCCAGCUGGGCCAGGAGAUUGUAGCCAUAUUAGAGUCUAGCCGCUUCCACUACCGGACAGAGAUUGCUCCUGGUAAAGGUGACAUGCCCACAUUGACAGAGCGUAACCGUGGACGCUACACACUUAUCAUCUAUGAAAAUGUGUUGAAAUAUGUCAACCUGGAUGCGUGGAACCGUGACUUGCUGGACAAGUACUGUGCUGAGUAUGGAGUAGGUGUCAUUGGCUUCUUCAAAGCUAAUGAAAACUCUCUUCUCAGUGCACAGCUUAAAGGGUUCCCUCUCUUUCUACAUUCACACCUGGGACUCAGGGACUACCGCAUCAAUCCCAGUGCUCCUCUACUCUACAUCACCAAGCCCAACCAGGUGGAGCAGGGCUCUUUACCAGGGGAGGACUGGACCAUUUUUCAGUCUAACCACUCUACUUAUGAACCAGUGCUUCUGGCCAGCACCAAGUCCUCUGAGGCACUAGCACAUUUUGGACCCAGCCCCCUGCGGACCCUCCAUGCAACAGUGGUCCAGGACUUGGGGCUCCAUGAUGGUAUUCAAAGAGUUCUUUUUGGGAACAACCUCAACUAUUGGCUUCACAAGCUGGUGUUUGUAGACGCCAUCGCCUACCUGACAGGGAAGAGGCUGUGUUUGUCCUUGGACCGCCAUAUCCUGGUAGAUGUGGAUGAUAUUUUUGUUGGCAAGGAGGGAACCCGUAUGAAGGUGUCAGACGUAGAGGCGUUGCUCAACACUCAAAACAAACUGAGAGCACUGGUCCCUAAUUUCACCUUCAACUUGGGAUUUUCUGGGAAGUUUUAUCACACAGGUACUGAUGAGGAGGAUCGAGGAGAUGACAUGCUGCUGCAACACAGAAUGGACUUUUGGUGGUUUCCUCACAUGUGGAGCCACAUGCAGCCUCACCUCUUUCACAAUGUCAGUGUCUUAGCUGAGCAGAUGAGGCUCAACAAGAUCUUUGCUCAGGAGCAUGGUAUCCCAACAGAUAUGGGCUAUGCCGUGGCUCCACACCACUCUGGGGUUUACCCAGUUCACAGCCAGCUCUAUGAGGCCUGGAAGUCUGUGUGGGGCAUCAAGGUGACCAGUACAGAGGAAUACCCCCAUCUGAGGCCAGCUCGGUACCGCCGUGGCUUCAUCCACAAUGGGAUCCAGGUGUUGCCUCGGCAGACCUGUGGUCUGUUCACACAUACAAUCUUCUAUAAUGAAUACCCAGGAGGCUCAAAGGAACUGGACAAGAGUAUCAGAGGGGGGGAACUCUUCCUCACGGUCCUCCUAAACCCUAUCAGUAUCUUCAUGACCCACCUAUCUAAUUAUGGCAACGACAGGCUUGGUCUCUACACCUUUGAGUCUUUGGUGAAGUUUGUCCAGUGUUGGACUAACCUCAGGCUGCAGACAUUGCCCCCCGUUAAGCUCGCUGAAAAAUACUUCCAGAUCUUCCCUGAGGAAAGAGACCCACUCUGGCAGAACCCUUGUCAUGACAAGAGACACAAAGAUAUCUGGUCUAAAGAAAAAACUUGUGACAGACUUCCCAAGUUCCUCGUCAUUGGACCACAGAAAACAGGCACUACAGCACUUCAUUCAUUCCUGAGCCUCCACCCAGCAAUUACCAGUUCUUUCCCCAGUCCCACCACCUUCGAGGAGAUCCAGUUCUUCAGUGGAGCAAACUAUGACAACGGGAUUGACUGGUACAUGGAUUUCUUCCCAUUCCCUUCUAAUGUCAGCACAGAUUUCAUGUUUGAAAAGAGUGCCAACUACUUUGACACAGAGGUAGCUUCUAAAAGAGCUGCUGCCCUGCUACCUAGAGCCAAAAUCCUGGCAGUGCUCAUCAACCCAGCUGACAGAGCUUACUCCUGGUACCAGCACCAGAGGGCCCAUCAGGACCCUGCAGCCAUCAACAACACUUUCCAUUUAGUGGUGACAGCAGGCCCUUCAGCCCCCAAGGACCUGCUGGCCCUUCAGAGACGCUGCCUUAACCCAGGGGCCUAUGCUACUCACCUGGAGCGCUGGCUGCAACACUACCAGCCCAGCCAGUUGCACAUUGUGGAUGGAGCCCUGCUGCGGACCAACCCAGCUCUGGUGAUGGAGGGAAUCCAGAGAUUCCUCGGUGUCACUCCCAUCUUCAACUACACCCAGGCUCUAAUGUAUGAUGACAGCAAAGGUUUCUGGUGUCAGCGAGUGGAAGGAGGUCGAGCUAAAUGCCUGGGGAAGAGUAAAGGCAGGAAGUACCCAGAGAUGAGUCCUGAGUCGCGUGCCUUUCUGGCUGAGUACUACCGUGAGCACAACAUGGAGCUGCUGCGUCUGCUCAAUCGACUGGGACAACCGCUGCCAUCCUGGCUCCGCCAAGAACUCCAGAGCACCAGCUGGAGCUGAGGCCAUAAGCUCACAGAUAGACAGACAGACAGACAGACAGACCACAGAGAAGCCGGGACUGGAGUCUGUGGAUGAGCCAACACUUGGCUCUGGGUUAGACUGAACUACCUAAUCUGGAAUCAACAGCAGCACACACUAAAAGAGCUACCGGGUUUUAGCUGAUGUUACUGGUGCUCCCGUUCAAUGGCAAAGAGAAGACAGCAUGAGAUCUUUCUGAAAGUGUUGGUCCCUGUUGGAGAAGGAUUCCAGUGGACUCUCCCUCCAGCUCCUGAUUUGUUGCCGACCUCCCAUGAGCACUGGGCAGCCGUCAGCCUCAGUUGGUGUGUGUGGGACGAGGGGGGUCCGGGCCUGACCCUGCACGCAUCAGUUUGCUGUGGAUCCAGAGGGACUGAGUGACCAGCAGAUUUGAGGUAUAAAGAUCAGAUCAGACCGCCUUAAUGUGAGGAGAGAAACUCACAGGAUGAGACCGUGCAGAUGUGGAGUGUGUA